AUGGAAGAAAGGUAUGAAACUAUUAAAGAUAUUGGAUCAGGAAAUUUUGGAGUAGCAAAACUUGUGAGGGAGAGACAAAGUGGUAAACUAUAUGCUAUCAAAAUCAUUGAGAGAGGCCUCAAGAUUGAUGAACAUGUCCAAAGAGAGAUUAUCAAUCAUAGGUCCUUGAAGCAUCCCAAUAUCGUUAGAUUUAAAGAGGUUUUAUGUACUCCGCUUCAUUUAGUUAUAGUAAUGGAGUAUGCUGCGGGAGGAGAGUUAUUUGAAAAAAUAUGCAGUGCUGGUAGAUUCGACGAAGACGAGGCAAGAUAUUUCUUUCAGCAGUUGAUUUCUGGAGUCAGCUAUUGUCAUUCAAUGGAAAUUUGCCAUAGAGAUCUUAAGCUAGAAAAUACACUUUUAGAUGGAAGCUCUUCACCUCAACUCAAAAUAUGUGACUUUGGUUAUUCUAAGUCGUCCGUUCUACAUUCUCAACCCAAAUCAACGGUUGGAACUCCGGCAUACAUUGCACCGGAGGUUUUGUCGAGAAGAGAAUAUGAUGGAAAGGUUGCUGAUGUUUGGUCUUGUGGGGUUACAUUGUAUGUGAUGCUAGUUGGUGGUUAUCCUUUUGAAGAUCCAGAUGAUCCAAGAAAUUUCAGAAAAACAAUCGAGCGAAUUCUUAGAGUCCAUUAUUCUAUUCCAGACUAUGUUCGCGUCUCGAAAGAUUGUAGAAACCUUCUAUCUCAAAUAUUCGUAGCGAAUCCUGAGAAGAGGAUCACUAUCCCAGAAAUUAAAAUGCAUCCAUGGUUCCGUAAUAAAUUGCCAAUGGAGUUUGAGAAAGAUGAAAAACAAAAGUUAGAAAAUGAUGGGAAUUGUGUUGAUGAUUCUUCAUCUCAGAGUAUUGAGGAAAUAUUGUCGAUAAUUCAAGAGGCAAGAAAGCCAGGUGAAGGACCAAAACUUGAUGGACAAUUUGUUGGAGGAGAAAUGGAAUUUGAUGAAAUGGAUGAAGAUGAUGAUUUUGAUAAUGAUAUAGAAACAAGUGAUGAUUUUGAUUAUGUUUGUGAAAUGUGA
Messenger RNA from Lathyrus sativus (Indian pea), 1044 nucleotides. The record is from the annotation of a GenBank genome assembly. Lineage: Eukaryota; Viridiplantae; Streptophyta; Magnoliopsida; Fabales; Fabaceae.